This is a messenger RNA of Fulmarus glacialis (Northern fulmar), 2213 nucleotides long. It is a transcript of the gene MYBL2, whose product is annotated as v-myb avian myeloblastosis viral oncogene homolog-like 2. The record is from RefSeq and is a predicted model, not a curated record. The transcript has 13 exons. Gene Ontology annotation, cellular component: nucleus. The annotation marks the transcript as partial. Gene Ontology annotation, biological process: regulation of DNA-templated transcription. Gene Ontology annotation, molecular function: DNA-binding transcription factor activity, RNA polymerase II-specific; RNA polymerase II cis-regulatory region sequence-specific DNA binding. NCBI's taxonomy places the organism in Eukaryota, Metazoa, Chordata, Aves, Procellariiformes, Procellariidae.
UGAGGACCAGGAUGAGCUGCAUUACCAGGAUACCGACUCGGAUGUGCCGGAGCAGCGGGAUGGCAGGUGCAAAGUCAAGUGGACGCAAGAAGAGGAUGAGCAGCUGAAGAUGUUAGUAAGACAUUACGGGCAGAAUGACUGGAAGUUCCUGGCCAGUCACUUUCCUAACCGCAGCGAUCAGCAGUGUCAGUACCGGUGGCUGAGAGUGUUGAAUCCAGACUUGGUUAAGGGCCCUUGGACCAAAGAGGAGGACCAAAAGGUAAUUGAACUGGUUAAAAAAUACGGCACCAAACAAUGGACCCUGAUAGCCAAGCACCUGAAAGGGCGUUUAGGGAAGCAGUGCCGGGAACGCUGGCAUAACCACCUGAACCCUGAGGUGAAGAAGUCCUCAUGGACAGAGGAGGAGGAUCGCAUCAUUUUUGAGGCCCACAAGGUCCUGGGGAAUCGUUGGGCGGAGAUUGCCAAGCUGCUGCCUGGGAGGACCGACAAUGCUGUGAAGAAUCACUGGAAUUCCACCAUCAAGCGGAAGGUGGACACGGGAGGCUUCCUCAAUGAAACCAAGGAGUCCAAGUCACUGUACUUGCUCGUGGAGGUGGAUGACAAGGAGAGCCAAAGCCGAAGGAGAGCUGGGAGCCAGACCGUCCUGCAGAACUGGCCAGUCGAUAUCUCUGAAAUAAAGGAAGAGGAUGUCAGUGACGAGGAAGUGACGGGUGUGCAGGAGUUACCCUCGGAGCUACCAGCUGCUGAACUGGCAGAGCAUAACGCUGAGGGGACCCCAGAUGAUGCGGUGCCUGAGGAUGCCUCUUCAUUUGUCACAUCACCGUACAAAUGGGUCGUUGAAGCUGCCAACUAUUUGUACCCAACAUCUGUGCCAGCCUUCAAUGAAGCUCUGGACAUGAUUGAAUCUGACCCAGACGGGUGGUGUGAUCUGACCCAGUUUGACCUGCCUGAGGAACCCUCCGCCGGCAGCAGCAGUAGCAGCAACAGCCCGGUGAGGCAAACCCCCAGCAAGCCAACACCGUCCCUGCCCAAUGUGACCGAGUACCGCCUGGACGGCCACACCAUCUCUGACCUGAGCAAGAGCAGCAAGGGGGAGCUCAUCCCCAUCUCUCCGCACGCAGAGGUGAGCUUUGGCACGCCGCCCUCUGUGCUGAAGAGGCAGAAGAAGAGGAAGAUCUCCCUCUCCCCCGUCACGGAGAAUGCCACCAGCACCAGCCUUUCCUUCCUUGACUCCUGCAACAGCAUGACGCCCAAGAGCACCCCUGUCAAGACACUGCCCUUCUCUCCAUCUCAGUUCUUAAACUUUUGGACCAAACAGGAUACACUAGAACUGGAGAACCCAUCUCUGACCUCCACGCCUGUGUGCAGUCAGAAGGUGAUUGUCACCACCCCUCUGCACAGGGACAAGACCCCUCUGCUCCAGAAGAACUCAGCGUUUGUCACACCAGAUCAGAAGUAUGUGGUGGACAACACUCCUCACACUCCCACACCUUUCAAAAAUGCCCUGGAGAAAUAUGGACCAAUUAGGCCUCUGCCCCAGACUCCUCACCUGGAAGAAGACUUGAAAGAGGUUCUCCGAAGUGAAGCUGGCAUUGAACUUAUCAUAGAGGACGAUGUGAAGCCUGAGAAACAGAAGAGGAAACAAGGGUUGCGCAGGAGUCCCAUUAAGAAGGUCCGGAAGUCUCUGGCCCUGGAUAUUGUGGAUGAAGAUAUGACGCAAAAUAUGCCUGCGCUCCCUAAGACUGUCUGUUUCAAAAGAGCCCAGCCUGUGAAUUUCUUGUCGAGGUCCCUGAACCUUUCCUCCUCGAGCAGAAAGAACGACAGUGGUUUGCUCAACAGAGCCUUCGUGCAAGUGCAGCCAGAGAAAAUGUCCUACAGGAAAAUGCCAAGCCAUUUCAGACCACCAGCACCGAUGACCAGGGCUUGGAAAGCGGUGGCCUGUGGUGGAACCCAAGACCAACUCUUCAUGCAGGAGAAAGCUCGACAGUUUUUGGGCAUGUUGAAACAGUCUCACACAUCAAGGACCUUAAUCUUAUCAUGAAGGAUUGUUCUGCUUUUUUAAUUUUAUUUUUUAAAAUUUUUUUAUAAGUGGAGGGGAGGGGGAACCACAGGAAAAAAUAUCCUCUGCCCAGCCAGUGUGUGUAGGGGUGGUUUUUUUCCUUCUGUUCCCAGGUAGAUCUAUAUUGUAAUAAAUUGGGCUAACUGCUGGCUAA